GGAGUCUAGAGUAGUUGUCUCUAUGUGGCGAGGCAUAUAAAUGCCCCCAUUCCGUUCCAAGAGAACGAGAGACGGAUUCAAGCAGAAGCAGUCGGCCAGUUCCUUUUGCACUGGUCUGGUUUCCGGCAACUCUUCUAACACUUCUGCACUCUGUCUCUUAUCAAUUGAUCCUCCGCCAUGGCCUCUCGCACAUUUACUCUUGUAGUAGCCUCAGCGCUCCUGCGCGCAUUAGCUGUGGCCCAGCAAGCUCCGACUCCAGAUGCCAUUCAAUCACUGCCGACAUAUACAUGCACUGUUGCAGGCGGCUGCGUAGAGCAAAGUACCAAUGUCGUCUUCGCGUGGCCAUACCACUGGAUGCAUACGGUUGAGGGUUAUGACUCAUGUACUACAUCCUCUGGAUUGAACGCGACUCUUUGCGGAACCGCGGAAGACUGCUUCAAUAAUUGUGAAAUUGCACCUGGCGACUAUACGGGCCUUGGCAUUACUACGUCUGGUAAUGCUUUAACGAUGUACCAGUAUCGUAACGUUAGUGGUACGAUCAACAAUGCAUCACCAAACGUUAUGCUCUUAGAUCCGGCAGGCGAAAACUACGUGAACGUCCAGCUUCUUGGCCGGGAGUUCAGCUUUGACGUUGAUAUCUCUCUCCUCCCCUGUGGAGAGAACGGUGCCCUGUUCCUUUCAGAGAUGGACUUUACUGGUGGUCGAAACGAGUAUAACCCUGCUGGGGCAUCAUACGGCUUUGGAGGUUGUGAUGCCCAGUGCGGCGUCUCGCCAUACUUUAAUGGCACAGUCAACACCGAGGGGCUCGGUGCCUGCUGUCAUGAGAUGGACAUUUGGGAAGCUAAUUCUAUGGCUACUGUGUUUACCCCACAUCCUUGCAGCGUUGAUGGUAUCUAUGGAUGCAAAGGCGAUGAAUGUGGCUCUAGUGGAGUGUGUAACAAACCCGGUUGUGGAUGGAAUUCCUAUCAACAAGGCAAUACCUCCUUCUAUGGCCCAGGCCUCAUUGUCGAUACUACGAAGACAUUCACUGUGACUACCCAGUUUAUCACAGAUGAUGGCACAACGACGGGAAAGCUCACUGAGAUCCGCCGGUACUAUACUCAAAACGACGUCUUAUACCCCAACCCUGUGUCGACCAGCUACAAUGGUCUAAAUUACAUCGAUGAGGACUUUGGUUGCAGUGACACCGACUCUUUUGGAGGUCUCACAGUACAUGGAGAAGCUCUCGGCCGCGGCAUGGUGCUCAUCUUUAGCGUCUGGCAAGAUUCGAGCCAGUUUAUGCACUGGCUCGAUAGUGAUACUGCUGGCCCAUGUAGCAGCACUGAAGGCGACCCUGCAAAUAUCAAAGCCAAUAACCCGGACGCCGCGAUCACCUACUCGAACAUCAAGUGGGGAGAGCUUGGGUCUACAAGUAACGCUCCGGGACCGGAUUCCGGUUCUAGCUCAAGCUCUAGCACACCCACAGCAACCACAACGACGUCUAGCACGGCGCCACCGCCAGCGACCACCACGACGUCUAGCACGACGUCUAGGACAACGUCACCGCCGGCGACCACCACGACAUUAGCCUCGGCACCAAAACAGACUCAAUGGGGUCAGUGCGGAGGAAAUGGCUGGACUGGUCCUCAUGUCUGCGCCUCUCCGUACACUUGCGUGUAUUCGAACCCGUGGUACUCUCAAUGCCUGUCGUCUUAGUGAAGUUUAGUAUUCCAACAAUGCAAUACUAGAGGGCAAAAGCCCGCGGCCAUUGUAUAUAGAUCAUUUCUCCUAAACAUAUCACAACCCCUACAUUCCUUAAAUUUUUAGGCUCUCGCUUUCUCUCUCUUUUUUCCUUUAUUCUUUCUAACUAGAGGAGGGGAGAGGGAGUAGUUCAUUUCUUAUCUUAGAAAUGCAAUGCAGAGAGUCCAAAAAGGAG
Pseudogymnoascus verrucosus is the source of this 1915-nucleotide messenger RNA. RefSeq lists its product as uncharacterized. Gene Ontology annotation, molecular function: hydrolase activity, hydrolyzing O-glycosyl compounds; cellulose binding. Gene Ontology annotation, cellular component: extracellular region. The transcript has a single exon. Bases 178 to 1695 code for a protein of 505 amino acids. Lineage: Eukaryota; Fungi; Ascomycota; Leotiomycetes; Thelebolales; Thelebolaceae. The record is from RefSeq and is a predicted model, not a curated record. Gene Ontology annotation, biological process: carbohydrate metabolic process.